AUGCUACGUAAAUUGACACAAUAAUAGUUACAUUCCUCAAUCUCAAAUUCCACUCAUUUCCACAUCAGCCUCGUCCUCCUCCUUACCACCAUCCCACGCCUGCGUACGAGGAAGCGGAUAAGGACUCUUGGGGCACUUCCUCACCACCACCACCACUCCCCCUCCUCCCAGCAUCCGGUAUCACAAACUCAACCCUCUUCCCACUCCCCCUCACCUCCCUCGGAUUCCUCAGAAUCGGAACCAGAUUCCCCACCCACCUCUUCGGCGUCCUAGGGGUCCGCGGACUCUUCAAAGCCCGCGGGGAUUUAGGACUCUUCUUCGGCGUCGACGGUGUUCGUGGGGAAGGCGCAGAAGACCUGGCGUCUCGCGCGUGGGACGUGUCUUUCAAGUUUUUUGGUCUGCGCUUUGGGCGAGGUGGUGGUGGUGGUGCAGCUCGUGCAGGGAUGUGGAAUCGGAAGUCUUUUGGUGAUUUGGGCGAGCACUUUGCGUGUUUGGAUGGAGAAGGGGGGGAGGAGGGUGUGGUGAUGCCGGUUGGGGAGGUGAUGCUGGUGAGGUUUUGCGCUUGCGCUGUUUCGGAGUAA
Molecule: messenger RNA, 581 nt
Organism: Hymenoscyphus albidus
Lineage: Eukaryota; Fungi; Ascomycota; Leotiomycetes; Helotiales; Helotiaceae
Source: the annotation of a GenBank genome assembly